CAAUGAAAAGGAGAAUUCAAUCCUCAACAUCAAUUGCAACGUUCCCGCCUUCCAGGAAAAAACCAGAUAUGUAUAUCAGCGGCGUAACAAUGGCUAAAUACUUCACUCAACGCGGUGAAGCAAAUCACCAUGAAUUUCGAACCUUCCGAGAACCUUCGAAUGAGGCUGCGCAUCUAAGUUAAGAAAGCCACCACAGUUGAUUGAAUCUUGCCCUACAGGGCUGCAUAAUGUGACGCCAAUGUCAGAUUACCCGUCGCAGCCAGGAAACUGUUCACCGAUCAAAAUAAGCAUCGCUUAGAAACUAGAUCUAUCCCCAUCCUAUUGAGGCCCCCGAAUGCUCGAUACAUGGAGGUUUUUGGCCUGAUUCGAAGAUAUGAGUAUCGGUGUACAGUUGCUGGAAUGCUGAUUUCUUUGGAAUUGUCAUGAGGGAAUGACGAAGGUGAAAAUUUCCAUCCCCUUCUUAACAAGUACGUGCAUGGUUGGUCUUAUUAGUAUGGAUCUGAUCUCAUCUUUUUGCGGAUUUCAGGUGGAUGACAUAUCUCUAUGCUUCUUUUAUACAUUUUUUCUGCUCUGUUUUAUGCUUUAGUUGGAAGGCAAGAUUGGAAAGCUUUCGCCAAUGCAAGUAUGAUGUCCACGUUUUCUCCUAUUAUUAUGUACAUAUCAGCUCAAGCUCAACACUGCAUGGAGAACAUGCAAGCUCUUCGCACCAAUAUUCAACAUGCACCAAAAUCCAUGAAAGAUGGUUGUGAAUUGGUCGGAAAGAAGCUAAAGACUAGCAGAAGGGUUUUCGAGGGCAAGUAAGUCUCUGUCCCUCCUUUAUGAUGCACUUCUGUUUUCUUUUUGGCCCAACUGUGCCUCCUUUCCUUUCCCGUUGCUCAUAAUAGGUCGGAUAUUCACGUACGGAGUGUUUUCUCUCUUUGUAGAGUAUCCCCGGACUGUUGGUAGUAGUUCGAGCAUCGAAAAGUUUUACGGGGAGUGGUUGUGCCGACGGCCUCGAUCACAUAAGACUUUAGGUUUCGCGCUAGCUUGGAUGGGUACAAAUUCGCUUUCCAGUUCUCCAUGGAAUUAUUCAUAGAUGUUCUUAUUUACUCAAACUAACUAUCAUGAAGUCGAAAGAGUACAAGCCCAAACCUUCGGCAUGAUGUGCCCAACAGAUUGGGUAUCUCCAUUACUCAAUGCGCAGAAGGAUCUAUUAUUUUUCUUGCUCUCUACUGCUGUUACCUGCUUUUGAUCGCCUUAAGUACGAAAUUCGAGCCAGUGCAGCCCUGUCAAAGCAUUUCUCACAUUCCACGUUAUCCGUAUGUUCGUCCCGGAACAGGCUCUUGCCGCCGUGGGCAUGUGUUUGGGUUUGGAUGGUUCCUUGAGUGGCCUGGAGGCCAGCGCCUUUUUAAUUCGACAUGGCCAUGGGUUGGGGUGAAGCUCUCCAUCCUGGUAUUGUGGGGUGUAUGUUGGAUGUUUUAUAUGCGAGUCGACUAUUGGCAGCAAGCACAGCCGUAUGCAUCUCGUAGCCGUCUGCAGUCAUUGUCUUGCGAGGCUCCCAGGCCCUCGGCGUUUAACUCGUCUCUGGUGACGAACAAUUAUUUACCAGCCGGUGAGCAGCAUGGCUUUCCUUGACGUUUGACUGACCAAAGGUGAGACGGUGCCGGGGUGUGAAUUAACCCUCCUCCAACCAGGAAGCCAUCAGGUUAGGAUGAACACUGGAAUAUCUCGAUUCAGCACAGAUCAAGGGUGCACUCUCAACCUUCUUUCUACCGUACUCGCCCUGGAUGAUUCAUGAUGCACGGCUGUAUGCAGAGCAUCACCUGCGAAUGCUUUGUGCUAAGUGAGAUUUUCCCAGGUGGUUGUUUCCAUACGGCUCUUAUUGUUUGUUGCAGUACUCUUUGAGGAAUUGUCUUCUCCCAGAUAUUUCAAAGGUACCGAUACGAAUGAUAAAUGAACAAAUCCAAGUAACUAUUUUCGAGGCAACCACUACUUACCAAUUUAAAUCAUUAUUCCUAUUUGGUUACUACUAGAAUACUUUUUAUAGAGAUAGUGAAAAAGACCCACCAGCAUCAACAAGAAUUACGAUUUCUCGUCCAUGGAAAUUUCUGGGUAUAAUCCAAGUGUAUUGGAAAUUCAAUACAAAAGCCAGGAUUCGAGGAUCGAGGAUUCAAUUUUACUCUGAUCACUACAAUAGUAUUUGUUGUUAAAUAAAUUUCAGUUUUCUGACUAUUUGAAUACUUUUUAGAUCAACAAUCAGGAUCAGUCAUCAAACAAGAACCUUACGACUACGAUCCAUUUAUCUUCGGUCAAUACCAGGGCGAUUAUAUUCAGGGCAACCAUUUACAACGGACCGGUGACUCCAACGGGCAUCCACGAUCUGAUUCGCAUUCGCAUUUGAACCAUACAAGGAUUUACACGCACAAUAGUGUAAAUCAAGAUAUCUUUCAGCCAAUACAAAAUUCAAAUCAGCUUCGGUAUACAUCUACUCGAAAUUACGCACAGGCAGCUGCGCCGAGAACACAACAAGGUGAGUCACGAUUUCUGCAUUAUGGGUUAUUUUUUGUUCCACACACACAUCCGAUUUCUCCAGUUCCAGUGCGCUACAACCCUGGAAUACGUACGGUUAUACGAAUGUCUACUAGGUAGUCAUCAGUUUCUUGCAUGUGAUGUGACUGAUGGGCAAUUCUCUUCUAUACACAGGUCUUUUAACCAUGUCGCAUACGAGUACAUCGGACAAUCGACCGGAUAGAUUAUCAAAGUCGCCAGCCUCUCCUCAACUUUGUCAAGGCCCCGACAGCAACGAAGGAAUAACCGAUACCGACAAUAUUAGAACGAGUCAUAAUUUAAAUUCGAGCCGUGGCGUCAACGAACUCGUGGCUGUCGUGCCUAUUGUGCCUAUUGUGCCUAUUGCCUCUGUCGCGCCUGGAGUUUUAAACCUUCAGCCAAAUAUAACAAGCAUUGGCUCCCCCGAUCGAGCUGAAGGUCGGAAUAACCUUAAUAAAGAAAAAGAACAUGAAAUUAAUGGACGUGGUAAAAGAGAUGGAUUACUAAUAAGCGUGGCUGGUACUUCGCCACAUCGCCUUAGCGCACAAGGCAAACACCAAUUUCAAGCCGCCGCUUUUCAAGUUCAAGGAUAUCAGCAAUACCAUUAUCAAGAAUCCAAUAAUCAUCCUCAAAACAACCAAGGCGGACUGUACGAGCGUGGCAAUCAUCUCCCUGACGAAUAUCAGCGAAAUCUACAUCCCUAUCCUAAUCGCAAUAAUACAUAUUUUCCUCAACAUUACCUUCAUAGCCAAGGAUCAAACUUCUUUCAAAGUUACGAUUCUUCCCGUCCAAACAACAACAUGAGCUUAAGCUACGAGUCCAGAACAUUUAUGCCUGAUACGCAGUACCCGAUGCAAAUGGCGCAUGAAACUCAGGAACAAGAUGAGUUCAAACCGCACGAUGAACCACAUUACCCAAGUCCGCCGCCUCCAAUGUCCGAAAACCCUUACACAGCACAACCUAUGACAGAAACUCCGGACCACACAUCAUUAGAGUUACCAGAAUUACCAAAAGAUGAGGAGGAAGCGCCAUCGCCCGGAAGAUCAAAGCCAGUGCCAAAACCUGACAGGGAGAUCACAAAGGAUGCGAAUGGAAGAUUUUACUGUACUUGGCCCGGAUGCACCGAAGAGACUAAAGAUUUCAACAGAAAAUGCGAGUGGAGGUAACGUAGUUUUCCCAUAUUGAUAAGUGACAUCAUUGACAUUUUAAUAGCAAACAUAUGGACAAACACGAUCGCCCUUAUAGAUGUAAGGAAACUGGUUGCGAAAAGCUUCCAGGAUUUACAUACUCUGGGGGCCUCCUUCGACACGAAAGAGAAGUACAUGGAAAACAUGGUGGGCCUAAAAAACAACUGAAUUGUCCUCAUCCGAACUGUAAACGUCAUACUGGAAAAGGAUUUUCCCGUCAAGAAAAUCUCAACGAACAUUUACGACGCGUGCAUACAGCAGAUGCAGGAAUGUCGCAAUUAGCCAUGGUCACUAUGGAGGAAGCUGAAGAAGAUCCUAAUCAAGCAGUCAUAACAGGCAUGAAGAGAAAACGCGGAAAUAGCAAGGGAGAUACAAGUGAACUUGAGAAUCUGCGAGAGGAGAUUAAGAAAAUGAAGGCGGAAAAUGAUGAACUAAAAAGACAAUCACAGGCCCAGCAAGCACAAACUGCAGAAGUUAUGCGUCAACUCGUUGAAUUGCAAAAUUUGGCAACAUUACAACAUCCGCGGAUGAAUGCACCACAAGCUAACAUGUAAAUCUCCGAGAAGGAUGAAUUUAGUUGAGAUGAAAGUUGAGGAGAUGAGAAAUGUUCUUUUAUAUGCAUGGAAAUAAUCGUCUUUCUAGGAAGGAUGAAUGUUUGCUUGCCUGCUUGCUUGCAUGAUUGGGUGGAAGGGGCAUUUGGUGGAGUUCAAUGGAUGUAGUCACGGCACUUUAUUUUGGCGUUCUUACGAGAUUUUGUGUUCUGGUGAAGAAAGACGGACGGACGGAUGAGUUUGUUUUGAUUACCAAUAUCUGCCAGUACUGGUCGUAGGAGCAGUUUUUCAACUUGGGAUCCCAAAGCUGACUCUCGUACGCGUAGCAUAAACUUGCUAUAUAAGAUACAGAUGUACUAGUACAGCGGAGCAAAAAUACCACUAUAGAUAAAGGAUGGAUGUAUUGAUUUGAUUGAUUGAUUUAAUUGAUUUUAUGUAAUUGAUAAAUACUUGCUUGUUUACUUGUUCACUUUCCUGGUUUCCUGGUUCCUUACUUACUAGAUACCUGGUAUUUAAUAUCCGAGCACCUAUCUAUCUAUCCUACAUCCUAUCUGUUCAUUCGG
This is a messenger RNA of Sclerotinia trifoliorum, 4827 nucleotides long. Lineage: Eukaryota; Fungi; Ascomycota; Leotiomycetes; Helotiales; Sclerotiniaceae. The record is from the annotation of a GenBank genome assembly.